This is a messenger RNA of Exophiala aquamarina CBS 119918, 3153 nucleotides long. Its product is annotated as oxoglutarate dehydrogenase (succinyl-transferring), E1 component. Gene Ontology annotation, cellular component: oxoglutarate dehydrogenase complex; mitochondrion. Gene Ontology annotation, biological process: tricarboxylic acid cycle. Gene Ontology annotation, molecular function: oxoglutarate dehydrogenase (succinyl-transferring) activity; thiamine pyrophosphate binding. The record is from RefSeq and is a predicted model, not a curated record. The transcript is spliced from 3 exons. The coding region runs from base 1 to 3153 and encodes 1050 amino acids. Lineage: Eukaryota; Fungi; Ascomycota; Eurotiomycetes; Chaetothyriales; Herpotrichiellaceae.
AUGUAUCGCUGCGCCGCUGGCAAGCUGCCGAUGAGAGCGGCCAGAUCGGCCAGAUGCCUUUCUACCUCUUGCCAUCUACAGCGUAUCAGUGCUGCCCGGCAGAAUGCAUUGGUGGCUGGGAAAAAGCCUCUGUCCGUCAUGACCACUGGCUCAGCGCAGCGCAGAAACUAUGCCAUUGCAGCGGAGGAUUCCAACAAGGGCGUGGACCCCAAUGAUUCCUUCCUACAAGGCAACACCGCCAACUACAUCGACGAGAUGUACCUCUCGUGGAAGCACGAUCCGACCUCCGUUCAUGUUUCCUGGCAAGCCUACUUCCGCAAUAUGGAGGAUGGCACAAUGCCCACCUCCCGGGCCUUCCAGCCUCCUCCAGGCCUCAUCUCCCAAGCCGACGGUGCUGCCACCAUGUCCCCGGCCACUGUCACCGCUGGAGAUCCAGAUGUUACCAACCAUUUAAAAGUUCAGUUACUCGUUCGAGCAUACCAAUCUACCGGUCAUCACAAAGCGAAGACGGAUCCCUUAGGCAUUAGAGGCGAGGCUGAAGCAUUCGGGCUUCGUAGACCAAAAGAGCUGGAACUCGACCACUAUGGUUUCACCGAGAAAGAUCUCGACCAAGAAUUUUCUCUCGGCCCCGGUAUCUUACCGAGAUUCGCGACAGAAGAUCGGCAAAAGAUGACUCUCCGAGACAUCAUCGCAGCUUGUGAGAGACUGUAUUGCGGGAGCUAUGGUGUCGAAUACAUCCACAUCCCAGACCGCGAGCAGUGCGACUGGAUCAGGAACCGCGUGGAAGUACCCACUCCCUUCAAAUAUUCUACCGAUGACAAGCGCCGCAUCCUUGAUAGACUGAUCUGGAGUUCGAGCUUUGAGACCUUCCUUGCCACAAAAUACCCUAAUGACAAGCGCUUUGGCCUGGAGGGCUGUGAGACACUCGUACCCGGCAUGAAAGCCAUGAUUGACCGAAGCGUCGACUAUGGCAUCAAAGACAUCAUCAUCGGCAUGCCUCAUCGAGGAAGACUCAACGUCUUGAGCAACGUCGUUCGCAAACCAAAUGAGUCCAUCUUCAGUGAGUUCUCGGGUACCUCCGAGGCCGCGGAUGAGGGUUCCGGAGACGUCAAAUACCAUCUUGGCAUGAAUUUCGAGCGACCGACUCCGUCGGGAAAGCGCGUUCAGCUUUCACUAGUUGCCAACCCUUCCCACUUAGAAGCUGAAGAUCCAGUCGUCUUGGGCAAAACCCGCGCUAUUCAGCAUUACAACGACGAUGAAACUACACAUAAAACUGCCAUGGGUGUCUUGCUGCAUGGUGAUGCUGCAUUCGCCGCACAGGGCGUUGUAUAUGAGACUAUGGGCUUCCAUGCCCUCCCAGCCUAUUCUACCGGCGGCACUAUCCACAUCAUCGUCAACAACCAGAUCGGGUUCACCACCGAUCCUCGAUUCGCCCGGUCCACACCCUAUUGCUCCGACAUUGCCAAAGCCAUCGACGCUCCCGUCUUCCACGUCAACGGUGAUGAUGUCGAGGCCGUAAACUUUGUCUGCCAACUAGCGGCCGAUUGGCGAGCUGAUUUCAAGAAGGACUGUGUUGUUGACAUCGUCUGUUAUCGGAAACAAGGCCACAAUGAGACCGACCAACCGUCUUUUACUCAACCUCUCAUGUACAAGCGCAUUGAGUCUCAAGUCCCACAACUUGACAAGUAUGUCCAGAAACUACUUGACGAAGGCACAUUCACCAAAGAGGACAUCGAUGAACACAAAAAAUGGGUAUGGGGAAUGCUCAACGACAGCUUCGAACGCAGCAAGGACUAUCAACCCACCGGAAAGGAGUGGCUUACGUCUGCCUGGAACGGUUUCAAAUCGCCCAAGGAGCUUGCCACCGAGGUCCUACCCCACCCUCCCACCGGUGUGCCUACGGAAAUCUUGAAAGAGGUCGGCACCAAGAUCGCCGAAGCCCCAGAUGGAUUCACUAUUCACCGGAACCUCAAACGUAUUCUGGCUGGCAGGAAAAAGGCAGUUGACGAAGGCAAGAACAUUGAUUGGUCCACCGCUGAAGCACUCGCUUUUGGAUCUCUUUGUCUUGAGGGUCACCAUGUUCGCGUGUCGGGUCAAGAUGUGGAACGCGGCACGUUCUCGCAGAGACAUGCCGUGCUUCAUGACCAAGAGACCGAGAAAACUUGGACUCCCCUCAAUAACUUGACAAAAGAACAAGGAGCCUUCUCCAUCUCCAAUUCAUCAUUGAGCGAAUUUGGGUGCCUCGGCUUCGAGUAUGGCUAUUCCCUAUCCUCCCCAAAUGCCCUCGUCAUGUGGGAAGCACAAUUUGGCGACUUCGCAAAUAACGCACAAUGUAUCAUUGAUCAAUUCAUCGCUUCAGGUGAAGUAAAGUGGCUGCAACGAUCUGGCCUCGUAUGUUCACUCCCCCAUGGCUACGAUGGCCAAGGACCGGAACAUUCUUCAGGCCGUGUGGAGCGUUACCUGCAACUUUGCAACGAAGAGCCUCGCAUCUUCCCUUCAGCCGACAAAUUAGAACGCCAGCAUCAAGAUUGCAAUAUGCAGGUGGCCUAUAUGACCGAACCUUCAAAUUACUUCCACAUCCUGAGACGCCAGAUGAACAGACAGUUCAGAAAACCUCUCAUCGUAUUCUUCUCCAAAUCGCUUCUGCGCCAUCCCCUUGCUCGCUCCAGCAUUGAAGAUUUUACUGGAGAUUCUCACUUCAAGUGGAUCAUCCCCGAUCCAGAGCACGGUAAAUCCAUUGCUGGGCCAGAAGAGAUCGACCGCGUAGUAUUGUGUACUGGUCAAGUAUACACUGCUCUCCACAAGUUCCGUGGCGAGAAAGGCCACAACAAAACCGCCAUCACCCGUAUCGAACAACUCAACCCAUUCCCGUGGGCUCAACUGAAAGAAAACCUGGACAUCUACAAGAAUGCAAAGACAAUUGUCUGGUGUCAAGAAGAACCUCUCAAUGCUGGGGCCUGGAGUUUUGUACAACCUCGCAUUGAGACGUUAUUAAACCAGACAGAACAUCACAAUAGACGCCACGUCAUGUAUGCUGGCAGAGAUCCUAGUGCCUCUGUAGCCACUGGGCUCAAGGCCAACCAUGUAAAGGAGGAGAACCAGCUGUUGGAAGAUGCCUUUUCUGUGACUCAGGAUAAGCUCAAAGGAGAGUAG